Ostertagia ostertagi is the source of this 891-nucleotide messenger RNA. The record is from the annotation of a GenBank genome assembly. Lineage: Eukaryota; Metazoa; Nematoda; Chromadorea; Rhabditida; Trichostrongylidae.
AUGUGCGAUAGUUUUAUAGCGGAUGAAGUAAGAAGGUUGGAGCUGGAGGAACACUUGCAAUCGUUUCAAAACAGCUUCAAAAAUGAAGAAAACGAUGGAUCGGUCCACUCGAACCUUGAAGGAGACCUUGAUCUCGAUCUGCUUCAGCAUAUGAAAAAAAGGCGAGAAUAUCCUGCUGGACGAUUCCUCAAGAAAGAACUGGAAUACAUUGCUGAAACCUACUGCAACAACUACGAGACGUUUUUCCAUUCAACUGUCAAUGGCGGGAAGGACAAAGAUGCUAUUGCAAGGAAGAAAGCCUUGCUGACGGAGAUGGCUGAGCAUAUUUCGACACUUGGUGAGGAACAUCGCACUCCUGAACAAGUGGAGCAGAAGAUUCGGGACGAGCUGAAACGCGUGAAAAAGUACAUGGCAGCCAAGAAUCAGUCCGCUUUCCAAAACAACAGGAGAGAGAUCGUUUUGUCGUCGCCACAGCGAAUGAUUGCGGACGUGAUUGAAAAGACGACUGUUGAACCGAUUAAACCGAAAUCUUCUGAACAGAACGGAGUAGAGGAGGGAGUAGCCGUCGACACGUCAUACGUUGAUGUUCCAACUGCCAGUUCUUCGAUGGAAGUGAGUCCACCAUUGUUCAAUCGUCAAACUGCAUCACCACUUCACAUGCGUAGGAAGAAGAGAAGACUGUUGAGUCAGAGAGAGCUUCCCACAAAUCAAUUCGAGGACUUGAGGAACGAUUUCGAGUUUGUGAAGGAGAAACGACGGGUUCUGGAGGACGAUAUGAAGUACGCAAGAGCGAAGCUGGAAGGUGAGACUGCUGAGCGCGACUACUGGAUGGCUAAGAUUGACGUGAUCUUGAGCGUCAGUACUGGAUGCGUGAGAUCGAGCGAACGUUGA